GUAAAGACACGUGUCAUUCCUUCAAUGGGCAGGACCGUACUUUCACUUGCGUACUUUUCCUUCUUCUUCCGACAACAAACCCAGAAACAGUCUUUCUCUCUUCCGACUCCGUUUACUAGAUCAGCCUUCUCGCACCGAAAUCUCAAGUGAUUUCAGACCACAAUGGCCUCAUUCGAUGGGCAAGGGUUUAUGAUGGUUGAUAAUUCUUGGGUCCAGACCAAAGCCAUUGAUGUUGAAUCAACAACCGAUAUCUCUCCUUACCUUUCCAAGAUCCUUGAAGAUUCCGUCUGGAAUGGAAACCGGUCCAUUGUCUUUGAUGUGUAUUGGGAUGUCAAAUCAGUUAGCACAAAGUCCGAAUGGCGUCUAUGCUCAGUGAAGUUUAGCACUAAAAACUUCUGUCUCUUCCUCCGCCUGCCGAACCCGUUCUGUGAUAAUCUCAAGGAUCUUUAUCGCUUCUUUGCUUCCAAAUUUGUCACAUUUGUCGGUGUCCAGAUUCAAGAAGACCUCGCUUUGCUUAAAGAAAACCACGGUAUUGUGAUCCGAAGCUCGUUGGAGAUUGGGAAACUAGCUGCGAAAGCCCGAGGUACUCCAAUUGUUGAGUUCCUUGGAACCAGAGAAUUAGCUCACAAGAUUCUUUGGUAUGACAUGAGUAGGCUUGAUUCUAUUCAGUCCAAGUGGGAUGAAGCCAGCUCUAAUGAUCGUCUUGAAGCUGCUGCCAUUGAAGGUUGGCUUAUUUUCAAUGUCUACGAUCAAUUGCAGCAGUGAUUUUUCGUGGCAAUGUUCUUCAUGUAACUCUUAUGUUAACCUUCUUGAUCAAAUGGAUUUGUGAGAUUGCGCUUGAUUGCGCUUGAUUGAUUCAUGUUGUGUAUUGUGAUGAGUGAACAAUACUGUCUGAAUAAAACAUGCCCGGCCUUGUCUUUUUGUCUGAAGAUUUUGAGAUUAUGGUACAAUGCCAAAAU
This is a messenger RNA of Arabidopsis thaliana (thale cress), 959 nucleotides long. RefSeq names its product Polynucleotidyl transferase, ribonuclease H-like superfamily protein. Gene Ontology annotation, molecular function: exoribonuclease II activity; RISC complex binding; single-stranded DNA 3'-5' DNA exonuclease activity. The transcript is spliced from 2 exons. Bases 163 to 765 code for a protein of 200 amino acids. The record is from RefSeq and is marked reviewed. Lineage: Eukaryota; Viridiplantae; Streptophyta; Magnoliopsida; Brassicales; Brassicaceae. Gene Ontology annotation, biological process: positive regulation of miRNA metabolic process. Gene Ontology annotation, cellular component: cytoplasm.